Molecule: messenger RNA, 2791 nt
Organism: Tarenaya hassleriana
Lineage: Eukaryota; Viridiplantae; Streptophyta; Magnoliopsida; Brassicales; Cleomaceae
Product: kinesin-like protein KIN-8A
Exons: 7
Coding region: 210-2537 (775 amino acids)
Biological process (GO): microtubule-based movement
Molecular function (GO): microtubule motor activity; ATP binding; microtubule binding
Source: RefSeq, a predicted model, not a curated record
GAUUUUAGUCGAAUCAACGGCGCACAUUGGGUCCUAAUUUAACAUUUGAGAGAUCACACACAAUUUUGUUCCUGUAGUUGUUGUUCGUUCUUGCCCUUCUUCUUCCACAAUAAAGGUAAAAUCUUGCAAUCUCUCCGCUUGGGUCUGCGAAAAUUUUCAUCUGGGUUUGUUUGGAUGGUGAGAAAAUCAUAAGAAAGGGCAAGAAAAAAAUGCCUGUAUCGACUCGUUCUAAGGUUCUGAGGCAAGAGCAGAAUGAGCAAGAAAACGCCAAUUCGACUCUCCCGAUGCGAAAUCCGCAUCAAGGGCUGAAAGAGAAGAUGAGGGCUUUGACCCUUUUGUACGAACAGCAAAAGAGAGCCUCUUUUGCUCUGAGAAACCCUAAUCAGUCGCCGAAACACGAAGAACAGAGAUUCACCACUCACCCGAGCAUCGAGCUGCUUGAUUCUUGCAGGAAGGGAGAAAAGGGCCUGGGAAACGAGGUGAAAAAUUCGAACUUGGAGCACAAUACGAUGAGAGAGAACGAUGCAAACACUACAGCCACGAGAAAUCUGGUUUUGUCGCAGCCCCACGGUGGUGAGGAAGCUAAGGAGAACAAUGUAAUAAUGGAUAUUGAUCGCAAUGUAAUAGUGGGUGCUGAUCGAAUCACUUCGUAUCCGAAAAAGCGAGAAUCUUCCUCUAAUGUGAUGAGAAAGCUCUCCAUGGGAGCAUCUGUGCAGCAGAAUCCAGAUCAAGAUGAGGUUAAUGGAGCUAAUAAUGUCACACAGGUUGAUAAAGUGGAGAAAACAGAGAAUUUCGAUGAGAAUGGGAGUCGAAUUCUCGUUUUUUUGAGGCUUAGGCCAAUGGCGAAGAAAGAGAAAGAGGCCGGGUCUCGGUGUUGCGUGAAGAUAGUGAAUAAGAGAGAUGUUUAUCUGACGGAAUAUGCGAGUGAGAACGAUUAUCUCAGGCUGAAAAGGCUCCGAGGCCGCCAUUUCACCUUCGACGCUUCCUUCCCCGAGACCACGACUCAACAGGAAGUCUAUUCCACAACAACGUCAGCUCUUGUAGAGGCAGUUCUUCAAGGAAGGAAUGGUUCUGUUUUCUGCUAUGGUGCCACGGGAGCUGGCAAAACGUACACGAUGCUAGGCACGGUUGACAAUCCGGGUGUAAUGGUUUUAGCCAUUAAAGAUCUUUUUGCAAAGGUUAGACAGAGAAGCGUCGAUGGGAAUCACGUUGUUCAUCUUUCGUAUCUCGAGGUUUACAAUGAAACGGUUAGAGAUUUGCUCUCACCCGGUAGACCUCUAGUACUCCGCGAAGAUAAACAGGGAAUUGUAGCAGCUGGCCUCACUCAAUACCGAGCUUAUUCCACCGAUGAAGUCAUGGUGUUGCUCCAACGUGGAAAUCAAAACAGAACUACCGAGCCAACUCGUGCCAACGAAACUUCUUCACGUUCACAUGCUAUUCUUCAGGUCAUGGUGGAGUACAGGACAAGAGAUGCGUCCAUGAGCAUCAUAAACCGGAUUGGAAAGCUCUCUCUCAUCGAUCUUGCGGGAUCAGAGCGAGCCCUUGCAACUGACCAGAGGACACUUCGAUCUCUAGAGGGUGCAAACAUAAACCGAUCGCUUCUUGCACUGAGUAGUUGCAUCAAUGCAUUAGUGGAAGGCAAGAAGCAUAUCCCAUACAGGAAUUCAAAGCUCACUCAGCUACUCAAGGACUCAUUAGGAGGUGCCUGUAACACUGUGAUGAUCGCUAAUAUCAGUCCGAGCAAUCAUUCUUUCGGUGAAACGCAAAAUACCCUCCAUUGGGCGGAUCGAGCUAAGGAGAUCCGCACUAAGGGUUGUGAAACAAAUGAAGAGGUGGUCCAAGUGUCUGAACCAGGAUCAGGACAAGGACCAGACCAGGCCAAGCUCUUGUUUGAGGUUCAGAAAGAGAACCGAGAACUGCGUGUUCAACUGGCAAAGCAACAUCAAAAGCUCCUCACCCUCCAAGCACAGUCUUUGGCUGCAAACAAUAUUGCUUCCAUGACUCCACCUUCAGUCACAUCUCUCAUGACUCCGCCAUCAACCGCUCAACCAAACGAGAAACGAAAACCGAGGCCUUCGUUCUUGUCAGGCACGUGUUUCACCCCGGAAUCCAAAAGGAGAAAGGCAGAAGAAACUGUCAAGGAGCUUCAACUUACAGUAAAAUCUUUAAAAAUGGAGAUGGAGAGAAUGAAGAAAGAACAUACAUUGGAGAUCAAGAAAAAAGACGAACUCAUUCGAGAUCUUUCAAGAAAAAGGGAGAUAACACCGGGAAGAACUCGAGAACCGAAGAGGGUAAUCACUAGGGGGGAGAAGAAGAAGAAUGACCCUUCGAGCGAGUUGAAGAGCCCGAGCCAUCGGUUCAAGUCUCCAUUAGCAACAACAGCUAAAAAGAGAAGCUUUUGGGAUAUCACAGUAGGAAAUAGCCCUUCACUGAAUGGAAGGAAAACCAGAAGCCAUGUUGUUCUAGAAGCUUCCGCUUCUGCAGCUCCUUCCAUGCUUCUUCAGCCUGGCUUUGCUCGUCCCACCACAAGAUUCUGAUACUGACAUAUUUGAUUUCUCCAACUUCCUUUUCUCCUUUUUCUUUUUGGUUUUUCCCACUUUUUUUUUUGUAACAUCUGUAAAGACAAAACAUAACACACAAAAAAAAAAAAGAUUAUGGAGAAGAAGAGGAAAACAGCAUAGAGGGUGUGUUUGUCUCUGAUUUUAUUUUAUUUUAUUUUUCAUUAGGAUCAAUCACGUUGUGUGCCAUUUUAUGUAUUCUUUUACUAAUUAUUUUCAUUAGUUUUUGGAUU